Messenger RNA from Lithohypha guttulata, 540 nucleotides. It is a transcript of the gene TMA16, whose product is annotated as translation machinery-associated protein 16. Gene Ontology annotation, cellular component: nucleus. NCBI's taxonomy places the organism in Eukaryota, Fungi, Ascomycota, Eurotiomycetes, Chaetothyriales, Trichomeriaceae. Bases 1 to 540 code for a protein of 179 amino acids. The record is from RefSeq and is a predicted model, not a curated record. The transcript has a single exon.
AUGGCACGGUCUUUGCACAAGGUGCAGAAGCAGAUAUCCAAGAAACAUGGUGGCAAACCAACUGCGCUGCAUGAAAACAGUCGUCAUGCUCAAAGAUUACGACAAGCAGGCGCAAGAGAGGACAAGCUCGCUAGAAUUGCAACUGCUGCUGCGAGAUCGAACCAGAUCUACAUCGAUAGGGUAGCUUACUUUCAGGAUGCUUUGGCAGAAUCCACAGCACCACUAUCAGAAUCACAACUGCAGAACCUGGUCAAGGAAUUCAUAGGCCGUGACGAUACAGAGUUGGCAGAACUCAGAGCCGCUCAGAGACCAGGUCGGCCUCGCAGCAAGGCGGAAGAGAACAUUCAAAAUCGUAUCGACAAUGAAUCAAAGGAAUUCAAAGCUGGUUUUUGGGCUCCAGAUGUUACGACUGAAGACGGUCUCGAGCAUCUGAAGCGCUGGGGUGGUUCGUGGGGCGGAUUAAACACGCUCAAAUUCUGCCGCGUCGUCAAAGACGGCGAUAUCCAGAAAUCCUCAUUCCCUCCAAAGUCAUUGUCAUGA